Molecule: messenger RNA, 255 nt
Organism: Gryllus bimaculatus (two-spotted cricket)
Lineage: Eukaryota; Metazoa; Arthropoda; Insecta; Orthoptera; Gryllidae
Source: the annotation of a GenBank genome assembly
GGUAUGAGGGCGAGGCUUUCUAGGGCUCUAUAUCUCCCAUAUAAUGUGGUGGGGACCUUUACAGUAGCGCGCUCAGAGCAUCACCUUGCAAAACUCAAAUAUGAAUUGCUACCAACGUUAUUAAAAACGUGCGUGGGUUCUGAGGACGCAUACACACGCGCUUGAUACAAAAGAUCCCCGCCGUUCGCGCUACCUUUUCUUUCAUGCGUGUAAUGUUAUGAAUAAAUGAAUUUUAGAAGGUAAACACAUAGUAUU